Rhineura floridana is the source of this 1727-nucleotide messenger RNA. It is a transcript of the gene RBM7, whose product is annotated as RNA binding motif protein 7. NCBI's taxonomy places the organism in Eukaryota, Metazoa, Chordata, Lepidosauria, Squamata, Rhineuridae. Gene Ontology annotation, cellular component: nucleus. Gene Ontology annotation, molecular function: single-stranded RNA binding. The record is from RefSeq and is a predicted model, not a curated record. Bases 193 to 1029 code for a protein of 278 amino acids. The transcript is spliced from 5 exons. Gene Ontology annotation, biological process: regulation of alternative mRNA splicing, via spliceosome.
UUGCGUAACUCGGGGAGGCGCGCCUGGGCCUCGCGAGGCCGGCAGCCCCGCGUCAUCAUGCGGAAAGCCCGGAUCGGCGCCUGCGCACUCGGGGGCCCCGAGGCCCUCAGUCCAAUCGGCGCGGAGCGGCUCUCCUCCUCCCGCCUGGCCGGGCGCGCGCCUCCGUAGUCCAGCAGCCGGCGAACUGAGGCGAUGGGAGCGGCGGCGGCCGAGGCGGACCGGACCCUCUUCGUGGGUAACCUUGACCCCAAAGUCACCGAGGAGCUGCUCUUCGAGCUCUUCCACCAGGCAGGUCCAGUCAUUAAAGUAAAGAUUCCGAAGGACAGGGAUGGGAAACCAAAGCAGUUUGCAUUUGUGAAUUUCAAACAUGAAGAAUCUGUCCCCUAUGGCAUGAGUCUACUUAAUGGGAUCAAACUUUUUGGGAGACCUCUCAAAAUUCAGUUUCGAUCAGGGAGCAGUCAUGCAUCUCAAGAUGGCAGUUCACCUUAUUCACAACAUGGAUCUGCUAAUGGAAGCCCCUCCAGUAUACAACAACUGCCAGCAGCAACUGCCAAUAACAGCAGGUAUGACAGGAAUGUGGAUAGCGUGUCAACAGGGUUGCCAACUGUGCAGAGAUCUUUCUCGUCUCCAGAUAACCUCCAGAGACAAGCAGUGAUGAAUAAUAUGUGGCAACAGCCGCAGUACAGUGGCAGGCCCAGCUCUCUGCACUCUGAGCAGUCUGGCUUUGCUUCGCCAGGACACCAGCAGAGUUACUCAUUUACCCAGCCGUCAACCCCACCAAUGCAGUGGCACCCAGAGACUGUAUCAGCCCAGCGUAAGACCCGAGUGAGCUCUCAUCCGUAUCAGGCUGACAGCAGGCAUUAUAGCCGGGAGCAGCAGCGACUUGGCGACUAUGGCUUGGAGCAUCAUUUCAGGGGGAGUCGAGAGGAGUAUUGCCACGAUGAUAGGAACUAUGGAGGCUGGAGUCACGAUUAUGAUAACCGGAGGGAAAACUACCGAGAUGGCAAAUGGCGUCCCUCCCGCCACUAACCAAGUAUUCAGAGUGGGAUUUUGCAUACCUUUCCUUGGGGGAAAAUUAGGUGGUUCUUUCCUUUUUAAGAAAUUGUUUUUUACAGAGAGCUUGUAAAGAGUAACUGCACCAGUUACUUUUUUUUAAAAAAAGAUCGUUUUAUAAAAAAUCACCUGCAGUAUGUAUUUUGAGAGAAGUGGCUUUGUUUCAAUUGUAUUAACCUUUCCCUCAGGGUUUAGGCAAAAAAGUGCCACGCUUUUAAACAAAGAAACAAAAAAAUCAUGGUAGUUUAUUAUGUAAGGAAAAAAAUGGUGCCGCUUUGGUUAUAUUUUAAAAUGAAUGUUGGUAUUUUUGUAGAGUGUUAAUAUGAGAGCGAGAGCGAGAGAGCACCCCAAGGUGGUUGUGGUAGUAAUCCCAUGAAAGAGCACUAUGGAGUAGGAAGCUGAACGGCACGUGAAAAUAUUGGUGACAGUGUUUUGCUACUGGAAUAAAUGUUGCUUUUCAAUACUUGUUGUAUUAAAGAAACAUUCAGCCUGUUUAGACAUUAAGAGUGAAGCAAAUUUGCUGGAUGACUUGAUAAUUCGUACUGAAGAAUGUGUUAAUUUUUCCAGCUGCUUUCAUGGAGUCCCUUGAUUUUUAUAUUAAGAGCAAGAGAGCCUGCAGUAUCAUAAGAAGACUUUCCUAACAAUUUAAGUGAUUAAAACUUCUCAGGAAAUCA